UGCCUCUCUCGCCAACGUUCUCAAAUGUUUUCUUCUCUCUGAUUGGAGUUCCCCAGGACGGGUCCAGCCUUCUUCCUGGGCACUUUGAAGCGAGCUGGAAAGAGCCCUUCCAGUGAACCACUGGAAUCAGACACUCUGGGAAGGUGGGCGUUAAGUGGUACGUGAAGCUCUAAUGAAAAAGGGCCCCGCGGCCGGAACGCCGAGUGCGGCGUUGAUGUCAGCAUUCUGCGCCGCCGGGAGAGGAAAGCCCGCGAGCGGCGCCAGCCGGAAGGGGAGGGGCGGUUGGUCCGGUUUCCUGGCGACGCGGCUGUGCUGGUGGCUCCUUCGCGGGCUGAUUGCCUUUCUUUUCCUGACGUGUGAGCUGGCAGUUAUGCUUUGGCUACUCUCUACUCCCAAGCUGGUUCCUGCUUUAGCAAGCGCCCGCGGCCUCUCAGGAUGCAUAUCAUGUUUACAGCGAAGAUACUCUCUCCAGCCUGUGCCAGAGAGGAGAAUUCCAAAUCGAUAUUUAGGCCAGCCUAGCCCCUUCACACAUCCACACCUCCUCCGACCAGGGGAGGUGACACCAGGACUAUCUCAGGUGGAAUAUGCACUUCGUAGACACAAACUGAUGUCUCUGAUCAACACGGAAGCACAGGAGCAAAGUGGGACAGACCAGACGGUGGUUGUGCUCUCCAAUCCUACGUACUACAUGAGCAAUGACAUUCCCUACACUUUCCACCAAGACAACAAUUUCCUGUACCUCUGUGGAUUCCAAGAGCCUGAUAGCAUUCUGGUCCUUCAGAGCCUGCCUGACAAGGAGUUACCAUCACAUAAAGCCAUGCUUUUUGUGCCUCGGAGAGACCCCAGUCGAGAACUUUGGGAUGGUCCUCGAUCUGGCACGGAUGGAGCAAUAGCUCUAACUGGAGUCGAUGAAGCCUAUACGCUAGAAGAAUUUCAACAUCUAGUACCAAAGCUGAAAGCUGAGUCGAACAUCAUUUGGUAUGACUGGAUGAAGCCUUCUCAUGCACAGCUUCACUCUGACUACAUGCAGAGUGUGACUGAGGCCAAAGCCAGGAGCAAGAACAAGGUUCGGGGAGUUCAGCAUCUGGUACAGCGCCUCCGGCUAAUCAAAUCUUCUGCAGAAAUUGAGAGAAUGCAGAUUGCUGGGAAGCUGACAUCACAGGCUUUCAUAGAAACCAUGUUUGCCAGUAAAGCCCCUGUGGAGGAGGCCUUUCUUUAUGCCAAGUUCGAAUUUGAAUGCCGGGCUCGUGGUGCAGACAUCUUAGCCUACCCACCUGUGGUUGCUGGUGGUAAUCGGUCGAACACUUUGCACUAUGUGAAGAAUAAUCAACUCAUCAAGGAUGGGGAAAUGGUGCUUCUGGAUGGAGGUUGUGAAUUUUCCUGCUAUGUGAGUGACAUCACCCGUACCUGGCCUGUCAAUGGCAGGUUCACCGCAGCUCAGGCAGAACUCUAUGAAGCUGUUCUAGAGAUCCAGAGGGCUUGUCUGUCCCUCUGCUCCCCUGGGACAAGCUUGGAGAAUAUCUACAGCAUGAUGUUGACGCUAACAGGACAGAAGCUUAAAGAGUUGGGGAUCAUGAAGAACAGCAAAGAAAAUGCUUUCAAGUCUGCUCGAAAAUACUGCCCUCACCAUGUAGGCCAUUACCUUGGGAUGGAUGUCCAUGAUACUCCAGACAUGCCCCGUUCUCUCCCUCUGCAGCCGGGUAUGGUGAUCACAAUUGAACCAGGCAUUUAUAUUCCAGAGGAUGACAGAGAUGCUCCAGAGAAGUUUCGAGGUCUUGGUGUGCGAAUCGAGGAUGAUAUAGUGGUGACUCGGGACUCCCCUCUCAUCCUUUCUGCAGAUUGUCCCAAAGAGAUAAAUGACAUUGAGCAGAUCUGCAGCAGAACCUCAUGACCCCCAUUGCAACUCAGAUGCAUCUCAGGUUCAAAACAGGCGUGCAGGCAUCCCUGCAUUUGUGCAUUCUGAGUCUCCAUGCAUAUUUAUGCACAUGUUUUAUUUGAGGGUGCAGCAGCUAUAUAUGAUGUGUGUAAUCAUUACAUGGGCUUUUCUAAAUAGAUGGAAAAACAGAAAAGUGAA
This is a messenger RNA of Ictidomys tridecemlineatus (thirteen-lined ground squirrel), 2074 nucleotides long. It is a transcript of the gene Xpnpep3, whose product is annotated as X-prolyl aminopeptidase 3. Gene Ontology annotation, cellular component: mitochondrion. NCBI's taxonomy places the organism in Eukaryota, Metazoa, Chordata, Mammalia, Rodentia, Sciuridae. Gene Ontology annotation, molecular function: metalloaminopeptidase activity; manganese ion binding. Gene Ontology annotation, biological process: proteolysis. The record is from RefSeq and is a predicted model, not a curated record.